Callorhinus ursinus (northern fur seal) is the source of this 1442-nucleotide messenger RNA. NCBI's taxonomy places the organism in Eukaryota, Metazoa, Chordata, Mammalia, Carnivora, Otariidae. The record is from RefSeq and is a predicted model, not a curated record.
UGCGCCCCAGAGCCUCCGUGUGUCAUGUCCCGGCUGCGCCUCUGGGUCCCGCUGCUCCUCCUCACGUGGCAAUCGUGUCUGCUGGUCCAGGCAGCUCAGCCUCCGGAGUGGGCCCUGGACCCUGCCCAGCUGACCGCCGACCUCCUGGGGCCCACUGAGCCCUGGUCUUCGCACUCCUAUGAAUUCCCGCCCGAAUCGCCCCAGGUAUUUACACCCCCAGCAGAGGCGGGGGGCUUUCAUUACUUGGGGUCCUCAGCUGCAGCCCAGAUGUUGGCCCUGCCUGAGGAGUUGACUGAAACUUUGGUACCGUUUCCGGACACGGCUCAGCCAGCAGAGCGCCCCGAGGAGGCUGGGCCCACCAUAGCCCAGCCAGAGGCCCCGGCUCCGCCUGCAGAGCGCCCGGAGGCGGCUGGGCCCGCCCCAGCCCUGCCAGAGGCCCCGGCUCCGCCUGCAGAGCGCCCCGAGGAGCCUGGGCCCGUCCCAGCACAGCCGGAGGCCCUGGCUGCGCUGGCCGAGCGCCCGGAGGAGGCUGGGCCCGCCCCAGCGCUGCCGGAGGCCCCGGCUCCGCCUGCAGAGCGCCCCGAGGAGCCCGGGCCCGCCCCAGCGCAGCCGGAGGCCCCGGCUCCGGUUGCAGAGCGCCCCGAGGAGCCCGGGCCCGCCCCAGCGCAGCCGGAGGCCCCGGCUCCGCCUGCAGAGCGCCCCGAGGAGCCUGGGCCCGCCCCAGCGGAGCCGGAGGCCCCGGCUCCGCCUGCAGAGCACCCCGAGGACCCUGGGCCCACCCCAGCGCAGCCGGAGGCCCCGGCUCAGCCAGCGGAGCGCCCCGAGGCGGCUGGCCCCGCCCCAGCCCUGCCGGAGGCCCCGGCACCGCCUGCAGAGCGCCCCGAUGAGGCUGGGCCCACCCCGGCGCAGCCGGAGGCCCCGGCUCCGCCUGCAGAGCGCCCCGAGAAGGCUGGGCCCGCCCCAGCGCAGCCGGAGGCCCCGGCACCGCCUGCAGAGCGCCCCGAGGAGGCUGGGCCCGCCCCAGCCCGGCCGGAGGCCCCGACUCAGCCACCGGAGCGCCCCGAGGAGGCUGGGCCCACCGCAGCCCAGCCGGAGGCCCCGGCUCCGCCUGCAAAGCGCCCCGAGGAGGCUGGGCCCACCCCAGCUCAGCCAGAAACCCUGGCUCAGCCUGUAGAGCGCCCCGAGGCGGCUGGGCCCACCCCAGCCCUGCCGGAGUUCCCGGCUCCGCCUGCAGAGCGCCCCGAGAAGCCUGGGCCCACCCCAGCGCACCCGGAGGCCCCAGCUCCGCCUGCAGAGCACCCCGAGGAGGCUGCGCCCACCCCAGCACAGCCGGAGGCCCGGGCUCAGCCAGCGGAGCGCCCCGAGGAGGCUGGGCAUUCCACGGCCCUGCAGCGGACUCUGUCUCUUCCAGAGGACCCCGAGGUGACACUUCCACAUCCAGA